GUCAUCAACUACCACAAGCAAGAUGAAGGUGUCGCUCGAGUUCAGUGGCGGUGCUGAGCUGCUGGUGGAUGGUCAGAAGAACCAUGACGUCACAUUGCCAGACAAGGAAGACGGCUCAAAGUGGACUGUGAAAGACCUGCUUGCAUGGAUUAAGGACAACCUCAUUGAUGAGAGGCCAGAGCUCUUUGUGCAAGGAGAUACUGUGCGACCUGGGAUUCUCGUGUUGAUCAACGGAACUGACUGGGAACUCAUGGAUGGGCCUGAGUACGAGCUGUGUGAGGGCGAUGCAUUUGUGUUCAUUUCCACGUUGCACGGCGGUUGAACGUGCUUGCGAUGUGCGCAGGUGGGUGGUUGUAGCUUCGGCGUCAGUCUCUAAAUCAAUGAUGCGAGCGUGUGAGAAUGAUGCG
Molecule: messenger RNA, 407 nt
Organism: Salpingoeca rosetta
Lineage: Eukaryota; Choanoflagellata; Craspedida; Salpingoecidae
Exons: 5
Coding region: 23-322 (99 amino acids)
Biological process (GO): tRNA thio-modification; protein urmylation
Cellular component (GO): cytoplasm; nucleus
Molecular function (GO): protein tag activity
Source: RefSeq, a predicted model, not a curated record